AUAUUUCAUUCUUUCAAUAUGUCGGCCGCAAUUCGCGAGAAUGAGCUCUUGAUCCGAGCAUGUAUUCUUUACGAGUCACUCGAUGAUAAGCCAAUCGCGGAAUCAUACAAAAACUUUUGCCGAAAAGUUGGAAAGGAUAUCAUGACACUUCAUGAUUUUGACUACUGGUUCUACCGCUUUCACAAUGGAAAUCAUGAUUUAUAUCAUGAUAGAAGCAAGGAUCCCAAACCAAAAUCGCUGUCAGACUUCCCGAUCGGAGUAAUGUACGAUGUGUUGGGCCAUGUGGAUCCGUUUGAAAGAUUGGUACUUCGAAAAGUAUCUCGAAAUCUUCGCGACGUUGUUCAGAAAAUGAGAUGCGAAUUGGAUGCUUUGUAUGUCAAUAAAGAGAACACUUGCAUCAGUAUUGGUUUUGGUCAGGGUACAAUAACUUAUUCUCAAGUGGAUAAUGGAUGUCAGGUUGAUCAGUGGAAAAGCUCAAGUGGUUAUAAGAAAAAGUUUGUCGAAGGAGGUGAUUUUAUGGAGUUAUUCAACACUGAUUUCCGGACACUAUUGGAAAACAAAAAAGUCAUUCUAAAUUCGUUUGAUGUGCAUCACUAUUUGUUGGCCCGCAAUGGAACAAAUGAAGAACAGUUUCUUGACCACCUCAUUGAAAUCAUCAAGUCGUCUAAUAAAUUCACCACAAGAAGCUUCGGCAUUGGUGACUUGAGUUUUGAUAAAAUCGCUCGCUUUCUAGAGCUUAUGGAGCCGAAAUCACUUGAGAAACUGGAGAUCGGUAACAUAAUUGGCUCGACUGACUAUGAUCAUCUUGUGAAUACCGAACAAUGGAAAACGCUCAAACAUUUCAUAUCUGAAUGUGUUGAAAUUUCCAUUCCAAUUGAUCAUUUACUACAUUUCACUACGAUGAAAGUGGACUUGACUGAACUCACUGUACAUGAUGCCUUGAAAAUUCGUGACAUGCUCGACACUUCCGAAACGUUUGAUUAUGCGAUGAUCUAUGUGAAAAUGACCGAUCCAAUUGAAGUUGCGAGAGUAUUUAAUCCGGAGUAUAACAAUGAUGACAACCAGAAUAGAUUAUUUUACUACACUAACCCGGGAAACAAGAAGUUCGCAAUUGGUUCGAGUAAAAGUAUGCUGUCUAUUAGUGAUCUAGCCUCUGACUAUUUUGCUGACUGAUUUUAUAAUUGUAUCGAUUGAAUAAAACAUUUUAUUUAUU
Caenorhabditis elegans is the source of this 1213-nucleotide messenger RNA. It is a transcript of the gene fbxa-224, whose product is annotated as F-box A protein 224. NCBI's taxonomy places the organism in Eukaryota, Metazoa, Nematoda, Chromadorea, Rhabditida, Rhabditidae. The record is from RefSeq and is marked reviewed. Bases 19 to 1173 code for a protein of 384 amino acids. The transcript has 4 exons.